AACAGAUUUUAACUAAGCACAGAAUGGUUGCAUUUUUAACUUCAAAUCAAUAAAAUUGAAGGAGUACGAGUAAAAUUACACGUAUAAAUGAGUGUUUUGUAACCUGGAAUAGUUCAUCAGAGUGAGAAAGUGUACAGUUCUACCUUAACUUCUAACACGCUUCCAUCUACUGUGGAGGACAACAGACCCAUGUGUUGCUCAGUAGUAUGUUUGCAAUCUACAGUGUGUUUGAUAUAAGAUAAGUAUCAAGCGGCCCAAUCAAUGGAUUUUAACGAUGCAAAGAAUGAAAUUAUGCGGGUGUUGUCCAAGACGGAAAGAUUACAUCUUCCAAAGCUGUUAGACUGGUUGAAAACAUCCGAUGAUCUGGAUGAUUUCCUGGUAGAUAACCAAAGCGUUAUUCUUCAAAGUAUUGCAGAAGACCUAAGGGUUUGCCUUCCACUGGAGGGUAUGGCUCCCUCAGAGAUGAUGGCUAUUCAAAAGACUCAACAGAAACCUCAUCCCACUGUGCAUGUGGAUGCGUUCUUAUAUGACGAGGAAGCUGUGGAUUUAUUGUGUGAGGAUGGGAAAAUGAGUCGCAACUACUGCCUCAACUGUGGAUCACACAAAACAGCACCGCUGGAGUUCAUCUCGCAUUCGUUCUCAAUCCCAGAGCUCCAGUUCCUAUUCCACAACGUUCUUCCAGACCUCUCAGGAAAACUGUUGGUGGAUGUGGGAUCUAGACUUGGAGCUGUGCUAUUUGGGGGCUACCUCUACAGUGCCGCAUCUCAGCUUUUGGGGGUUGAAAUAAGUUCAGAGUUUGUCAAACUUCAAACAAUGGCUGUAGAGAAAUAUGGCUUCAGUGACAGAAUUCAGGUGAUCCAUGCGGAUAUCCGCUCUCAGUCUGCCUUGCUGCAAAAUGCAGAUGUUCUGAUCAUGAACAAUGUGUUUGAAUACUUCAUGGAACCCAGUGAUCAAAUGCAAACUUGGCUAUUUAUCAGUCAAAAUUUCAGAAAGAAAGGUGCACUGUUGGUAACUGUACCCAACAUUCAAGAGACACUUGCUUUACUUCAGGAUGCUGUUUUCCUAGAGACAGUAGCCCUCAGCCAGUGGAUAGAGGAAGUGCCACUUGACUACACUGUUCAUCUAAAAAAUGACACAGAUCCGGAUUCUCUCAAACAAAUCCAUCUUUAUAGAGUACUUUGACCUCCAGAAGAGUCUCUUUUGACGCAUUGGAUAUGAUUAGCCUCAGUGAGGCCUUUAACAGAACAAACGAUGCAAAUAGAUUUGAUUAAACAUACAGCACCCUCUUCUGAUGAAUGUUCAUUUGUCAAUUUUUAAAGUUAAGUUUGAUAGUAAGCACAUGUUUCAGUAAAUCUCUUUACGUAAUGGUGUGUUUGCAUUGCUGUAUUAAGCAGUCCGUAUUAAGAGAUAAUAAAUUAGUUUUCCUGUAAGUGA
Molecule: messenger RNA, 1434 nt
Organism: Puntigrus tetrazona (Sumatra barb)
Lineage: Eukaryota; Metazoa; Chordata; Actinopteri; Cypriniformes; Cyprinidae
Exons: 8
Coding region: 262-1182 (306 amino acids)
Molecular function (GO): S-adenosylmethionine-dependent methyltransferase activity
Source: RefSeq, a predicted model, not a curated record